Molecule: messenger RNA, 1899 nt
Organism: Cladophialophora psammophila CBS 110553
Lineage: Eukaryota; Fungi; Ascomycota; Eurotiomycetes; Chaetothyriales; Herpotrichiellaceae
Exons: 4
Coding region: 1-1899 (632 amino acids)
Biological process (GO): DNA-templated transcription
Molecular function (GO): DNA binding; zinc ion binding
Source: RefSeq, a predicted model, not a curated record
AUGCUCCGCAAUCUUACAACAUCUCUCAACCGCGGUGAUGGAUCUGCCUCGGGGAGCGCCAGCGCCCCCAUACGAACUUACACACCUCCAAGCUUAGCUGAGUCCAGCUCUGCAUACGAAGAACUACUGGCAGAUGGAGACAAUGAUCAUGCCUUCGAAGGCAACUCUUCCAUGACAGCCCACACCGUGCUCGCUAGCGAGUUCCUUGAACAAGCCGUGACGAAUACCUCUCUCAGUCGACAACUCAGCCCCAACAUUGAGAAUGCACUGGCGUCCCUACGACAAAUGGUCCAGAUGCAGCACCGGAAGGACUCGUCCCAGGAGAGUACGUUUGCUCACCAGAAACCAAUGCCAAAGGGAGGCCUCAGCCAAUUGCCGUUGCCGCCGACGGAUGUUGUUCUGAAGCUAUUGCGUGAGAUCAAGAUCACACCGCCCAUGAUCUUUACGAUGAGCUGUACAUUCAUCACCGUCGAGGCCUUUAUAGAAUCCUGUCGGAAAGUGUACUUUGCCACCGAGGACUAUAGCACUGCCAUCUUCAUCAUUGUGAAUGCCGGUCUAUACUACAUUUUUCAAGAAAAGUCGUUCAUGGACGAGUCCGAAAGCCAAGACUACCUACAAUAUCACUACCUGUGCAGGGAUAACCUGGAGACUGCCUUGGCUAACCUGCCACUCCUUCUACCGCCAAAUAAGGAAAUAGUUGAAGCUCUCCUGCUUGGUGUUACCUACUUGAUCGAGAUCUCAAAAUUUACGCUUGGGUGGCAACUCAACAAUGCCGCGGCGGCCAUAUGCCAGACGCUAGGCUGGCAUCGUCUCCAGGCCACUCAAGGCGAGGCGGAUAACAUAAAGGGCGCCAUGUUCUGGUUCUGCUACAUAUUGGACAAGGGCCUUGCAUUGCGUUUUGGGCGCGCCUCGGCCAUGCAGGACUGGGACAUCUCGACCCCACGCCGCUUUAGUAACAACCACCUAAUGGAACCAUGGGAGAAUGCGAUCAAUCUUUGGAUCCAGACCGGAAGCGUACUGGGCGAGACGUAUGAGCACUUGUACAGCCCAACCGCUCUGGCUCGACAGCCAGCACAACGGAUCGAGACUGCGCGGCUCUUGGUUGAAAAGAUCAAACAUCUGUGGAAGGAGCUCGAGGAGUUGAGGACGGCCAUGAAGAGGGAAAGCAAGACGAUCAUGGAAGCAUCUAGGGGGAGUCUCAAGGACAAAGAAUGGCGCACGAUGUCGCUGGACAUGAUCCUCAAGUCGGGUGAGGUGAGCCACUUGGCCUCCCUGACUCUGAUCUACCGCGCGAUCCCAAGUGCGCCGGGCAUCCCCAGCACAUUUAACACCGAAUGCCUCGAAGCGGCGAGAAUGGCGUUCAAGUCCCACGAAGAAUGCAUGAGGAUCACCUCGGACAAACCCUUUGUACAGGCUGGCUAUCUGCAUUGGACGAUCUUAUAUUCUCCCUUUACUCCUUUCAUCGUCCUCUUCUGCCAUGUUAUUGAGACAUCCAGCGUGGACGAUCUCCGCCGCCUAGAGCAGUUCACAGCAGGCCUCCAGCCCGUGCUGUCCAUGUCCAAGGGCAUCGAGAAACUGCAUCGUCUCUGCAAAGUCCUUUACCAAGUGGCCGCCCUGUACGUCGAGGCCAAGGUGCAACAGCAGGAUGACCACGACAUGACCAUGGUGGGAAACGACUUUGACAUGUACCUGUCCCAGCUGGGCUUCAUCUCCCAGCCGCACCCGAGCGAGGGCACGGCCAUUGGCGACGAACACGGGCUGGGAAGUGACUCUGCAGUGAACCAGGCGCCGGGGCUGGGGGACUGGUUCUCGGGGAAUAGAUACGUCAUGGGACUGAUGGAGGAGGACUUGCUGGACUUCGAUCCCGACGUGUGGGCGUCGACAACGGGAGCAGGAUGA